Gadus macrocephalus (Pacific cod) is the source of this 2453-nucleotide messenger RNA. Its product is annotated as synaptic vesicle membrane protein VAT-1 homolog. Lineage: Eukaryota; Metazoa; Chordata; Actinopteri; Gadiformes; Gadidae. The record is from RefSeq and is a predicted model, not a curated record. The transcript has 6 exons. The coding region runs from base 304 to 1617 and encodes 437 amino acids. Gene Ontology annotation, molecular function: oxidoreductase activity.
GGUUUUGACGACCACCACUCCACUCUCUCCAGCUCAUUUGGUCGCGAUGCCAGAAAGCAACCCAAAUCAGUCCGCUACUUUCUGACCAGGGCGCACACAUUCCUCCUAUUCCUUCGAGCAAAUGCGCCUUCCCACCAGUGACAUCUCAACACACUUUUUUGGUUUGCACAUCCGCAGAAAAGGCUGUCUGUGAGACUGUAGUUCGUGUCUACUUUUAAAGCUACAAUAUAGUAACAACCACACUCACUGACACUACAUCACUACAGCCUAUUCGCAAAUAGUCAAAGGAUAUUGCCCUGCAUCAUGUCGAACGAAGAAGCACCGAUCCAACAACAGCAAGUGGACCUGGAGAAGACCCCAGAACCUGCAGAACCCAAACCCGCAGAACCCCACCCGGCUCCAGCCGAGGAGCCCCAGCAGCCAGCGGCGGCGCCUAGUGCUGACGAUGCCCAAGAAGAGAGCCACACGUUCCGCGCCCUGGUCCUCACCGGCCACGGGGGCUACGACAAGAUCAAGCUCCAGGUCAAGACCCAGAGGAUGGCGGCGGGGAGCGGCGAGCUGCUGGUCCGGGUGAAGGCGUGCGGGCUGAACUUCGCCGAGCUGAUGGGCCGCCAGGGGCUGUACGACGCGCUGGCCUCCCCGCCCGUCACCAUGGGCAUGGAGUGCUCCGGGGUGGUGGAGGCCGCCGGGGAGGACGUGGAAGACAGGAAAGCCGGUGACCGGGUCAUCGUGCUGAGCAGCAGUGGCCUGUGGCAGGAGCUGGUGGUGGUGGCGGCUGACCAGACCUUCCUCAUGCCUGACGCCAUGAGCUUCCAGGAGGCGGCGGCGCUGCCCGUGAACUACCUCACCGCCCACAUGAUGCUCUUCGAGAUGGCCAACCUCCGGCCCGGCAAGAGCGUCCUGGUCCACAUGGCUGCAGGCGGCGUGGGCAUCGCGGCCACCCAGCUGUGCCAGACGGUGCCCGGGGUGACGGUGUUCGGCACGGCGUCGGCCAGCAAGCACGAGACCAUCCUGCAGGGCGGGCUGAGCCACGCCAUCGACUACCGCACCAAGGACUACGUGGAGGAGAUCCGCAACAUCAGCCCCGCGGGACUUGAUAUUGUGCUGGACCCACUCGGAGGCUCGGAUACCAACAAAGGCUUUGGACUGUUAAAACCAAUGGGAACCAUCGUCGUCUUCGGUGCAGCCAACUGUGUGACUGGGCAGAAGAAGAACCUGCUGGCCAUCGCCAAGACGUGGUACAACCAGCUGUCCAUCAGCACCAUGAAGCUGAUGCAGGCCAACAAGUCGGUGUGUGGCUUCCACCUGGGCUACAUGAAGGACUUCAGUCUCAUCAGGACCACCAUGGAGACCUUGCUGGGCCUUUACGCCGAGGGGAAGAUCAAGCCCCGCAUCGACUCCACCUACCACUUCGAAGAGGUGGCUGAUGCCAUGAGACGCAUGCAAGAGCGACAGAAUAUAGGCAAAGUCCUCCUCCUCCCUGAACCCAAGAAAGAGGAGGAGAAGGUGCCGGAGAAAGAGGCGGAGAAGGAGGAGGAGAAGCCAGCCGAAGCCCCUGCCGGCCCCCAGGAGGAAGAGAAGGCCAAGCCCGAGGAGGCCAAAGAAGACCAGGGUUGAGAAGGAGAGUAAUGGAUGAAUGCUCCUCUCUCCACCCCACUCCUGGUGCUCUUGACUACCCGUCUGUUGAAGGGGACGAAUUUAACCCACGCCUGUAUUUCUAUUUGUCAGUAUUUUACGAGUUCAGUUGCGUUGUAGUGCAAUUUGUUUGUAUUGGGUAUUGUCCUGAAAUACUUAGUAUUGGUUGUUGAAGGAAUGUUGGUGAUAAAUGAAGUAAGUAAUGCCACAGAGUGUGAGUUUAAUACUUCUAAGAUCUGGUGCCGUUUUGAUGUUGAGCGAUUACCGGAGAUUUACCACUGUUGUUCACCUGUUACCUGUGAUUCAUGGUUUCUGUGCGCCUCCGGUUGCCAUGUUGAGUUUUUCACUAACACAAGCGCAAAUGUAAUCAAAUACUGUAUUCUCUCCCGCAUUCACCGUUUUGACCCUGCUAUUGUACUGCUACAUACCACUUCGAGAUGCAACACCUGUGUUGAGAGAAUGAUCGAGGUAUUUUGCCAGAAAUAUGAGCAUUUAAAAACAACAGUGCCAAAGACAGAUCCAGCAUCAACAUUGACAGAUCGAUGCGUGUCUCAAUAUGACUGACGUUGUAAUGGUGAGUGUGUUUUGUGGAUCUUUAUUGGUAUUAAUUGGUGACGACCUUGAUAUUCUGUGUUAAAUAGAUGUACAAAAUGAGUUGGGAGUCAUGCGACGAUGGUUCAAAACAGCAUAUUAAUAUGGUGUUAUUUGAAUCCACUUUAUCUUGAUCUGUGUAUCAUUACAAAGAGAAAGUUGUGUUUGAAAAAAGUGUUAUUUUUUCAAGUUUUAUGAUGAUGGAAUUAAACUGAACGUUCAAUUGA